UUUACGACACUGUUGAUAGAUGGGGUUGUUUGCUGUUGGUAUAGCAAUAAAAUAUAUAAUCAUGCCUUUUAGUCAUGAUUUAGCUUUGUAGUAAAACGCAGCCAUUAAAUGAGUGUUUUUGACUUGUUUCGCGGGUUCUUCGGAGUGCCCGGAGGCUAUCAUCGUGGCCGAAGGGACCCCUUCUUCGAUGCCAUGACUCAUGACGAUGAUGAUGAUGAAGAUGAUGAGGAGGAUGGGUUCUACUAUGAUGGGUACCGGGGGGACCAGCAGGACCCCUUUGACAGUGCCUGGAGGUUUGGCUUCAGCUUUGGCCCAGACGGGAUGAGGAUCCAGGAGCCUCCAGUGUUCGGCCAUGUCCUCAGAGAGAUGGAGGAGAUAUUUUCCCAGAUGGGCCACUGGGACGGACAGCCAGAGUCUGGACACUUUGCUGUGCCCAGUGUCAUGCCACCACCAUCUCAGGACAGAGCUGAGAGGGGAGGAGGGGGAUCCAGUGGAAACCCCCUGAGAGACUUUAUGUUGAAGACUCCUGACUGCGACCCACAGGGGCCUCAUCCAGGGAGGUCUAGAGAGCCCAGAAAUGACGGCUACCCUUUUUCCAAGUUCAGUGAUAUUUGGAGACGGGGUCCACAGAACGUUCCAGUGGAGGAGCAAAAAGAAGACAGAGACCUAGACUCUGCUGUGUCCUCUGGAGGCCUGGAUCAGAUUUUGACACCCCCUGCUGGUCAGGCACCAAGCCAGCCCAAAAUCCGAUCAUUUUUCCAGUCUGUCACUGUUACCAAGGUGGUGAAACCUGAUGGGACUGUAGAGGAGAGGCGAACAGUUAGAGACGGCCAUGGCAAUGAGGAAACCACAGUGACCCGCUCAGGAGGUCCUGGGAACCUGGAGGGAACAGACCCUCAGACUGGACCUGUUCUACCAGGUGGUCAAGGCUCCUUUUCAGACAUGAGGGACGAUGACUCAUUAUUCUCCAAGUUCUUUGGAGGGUUUAAAUAACAUAUAAAGUGAAGUAAACUCUCCGUAGCUUUUGUUCCCUGAAAACAUCUCAGUAUAUGAGUGUUUUCUGUAGAGCCGUGAGUUGGCAUAUUCAUAGGACAAAUCUGUACAUGGACAGAACACUUCAUGACCUUCAGUUGCCAAAAUAAAUGUUUUGGAUUAGGGUCACUGGCCUGCACUGGGUUUCAAACUCGCCACAUAGACUAAAAGCUGCCAAUCCCGAAGACUCAAAUCAGACACCGAAGAAUUUAUGAUUACAUAUUUUAUUUUUGUAUCGUCCCUUUGUCAGGCCUGUUUGGAUAUGAGUGUGUGAUGAAUCAAAUAAAGAAUCUUAAUAUAUUUA
Messenger RNA from Toxotes jaculatrix (banded archerfish), 1336 nucleotides. RefSeq names its product HCLS1 associated protein X-1 (gene hax1). Gene Ontology annotation, cellular component: sarcoplasmic reticulum; clathrin-coated vesicle; mitochondrion. The record is from RefSeq and is a predicted model, not a curated record. The transcript is spliced from 7 exons. Gene Ontology annotation, biological process: negative regulation of apoptotic process; regulation of actin filament polymerization. NCBI's taxonomy places the organism in Eukaryota, Metazoa, Chordata, Actinopteri, Toxotidae. The coding region runs from base 109 to 993 and encodes 294 amino acids.